Molecule: messenger RNA, 1842 nt
Organism: Tilletiaria anomala UBC 951
Lineage: Eukaryota; Fungi; Basidiomycota; Exobasidiomycetes; Georgefischeriales; Tilletiariaceae
Product: Pentulose kinase
Exons: 5
Coding region: 1-1842 (613 amino acids)
Biological process (GO): carbohydrate metabolic process
Molecular function (GO): phosphotransferase activity, alcohol group as acceptor; kinase activity
Source: RefSeq, a predicted model, not a curated record
AUGAGUCAAGGAUACUACAUUGGGGUCGACGUAGGCACAGGCUCUGCACGAGCAGCCCUGCUCGACGAGGAUGGAAACAUCCUCGGAGAGUCUACUUAUGCAACCACCACCUUCCGAUCCGACAAGGACGCCCGGAUCUUCGAGCAGUCCACCACGGAGAUCUGGAAGUCAAUCACCUCUGCGGUCAAAGAUGUGGUCAAGCAGGCCGGUCUCAAGCCAGAGAAUAUCAAGGGGCUCGGGUUUGAUGCUACUUGCUCACUCGCCGUAACCGACUUUGAUGGCAACCCGAUGAGCGUCACACCCGAGCCAGAGGGCAAGUGGGGACAAGCGGAGCGGAACAUCAUCCUCUGGGCCGACCACAGGGCCGAGAAGGAGGCGGAGGAGAUCAAUGCUACCGGAAGCAUGGUUCUCAAUUAUGUCGGCAAGACCAUGUCGCUUGAAAUGGAGAUUCCUAAGGUGCUCUGGCUCAAGCGCCACAUGCCCGAAGAUCAAUUUCCGCGCUGCAUGUUCUUUGACCUACCCGAUUACCUGACGUACCGUGCAACAGGCUCGCUUGCCCGGUCCAACUGCUCUCUCGUAUGCAAAUGCUCGUACGUUCCACCGGGCGUCGACGGCUCGCAGCUCGGCUGGCAGCCAGAGUUUUUUGAAAAGAUCGGCCUGAUCGAGAUGGUGCAGAACGACUUCAAGCAGCUCGGCGGCAUCCCAGGUCGCAAUGGAAUGGUGCUGACUGCGGGGCAACCCGUCGGCGACGGCCUGUCAGAGGUGGCCGCCAAGGAGAUGGGCUUGCUCCCUGGUACACCCGUCGGAAGCGCUCUCAUUGAUGCGUAUGCAGGCUGGGUCGGUACCGUUGCUGCCCCUGCCACCAAUGCGCCAGAGGAGACCAAUACCAAUACCAAGACCGACUUGAUCAGCAGUCGGCAUCGCCUGGCAGCCAUCGCAGGCACGAGCACCUGCCACUGCGUGCAGUCGCCCGAAGGCAUCCUUGUGGAUGGCGUUUGGGGCCCGUACAAGCACGCCGUCUUCCCUGGGAUGUGGAUGAACGAAGGCGGACAAAGCUCAACAGGUCAGCUGAUCGACUUUAUAAUCGACACGCAUCCCGCCGUCGAGCGUGCCAAGCAGAUGGCGCACGAUGAGAAGAAGAACCUGUUUGUCCUGCUUGAAGACAUCCUGCGCAAUAUGCAAAAAGAGCAAAAUUUGCCCUCUCUCGCCCACCUUACCAAGGACUUCUACAUCUAUCCCGACUUCCAUGGCAACCGCUCGCCGCUUGCAGACAGCUCCAUGUGCGGCAUGAUCACCGGGCAACGUCUCGAUCGUGGUGUUUCCGACUUGGCGCUGCGGUACUUCGCGACGCUCGAGGCGAUCGCGCUGCAGACGCGGCACAUCAUGGACGAAAUGAAUGCGAAAGGCCACGAGAUCAACUCAAUCUACAUGUCUGGAGGGCAGGUCAAGAACCCGACGUUCAUGCAGCUCAUCUCGGACGCAUGUGGCGUACCCGUGCAGCUUCCUUUCAGCUCCAGCGCUUCCGUCGUGGCUGGCAGCGCCAUCCUGGGCAAGUUCGCAGCGGACGUAGCACGCCCGUAUGACAGCGGCGCGUAUGGCAAACACGCCCCAAAGCAGGGCGUCAAGAUCACCACGCAGGAUGAGGCGGAGAAGUAUUCUUACGAGUACAAGGACCAUCUGUGGGAAUUAAUGAUCCGCAUGAGCAAGCCAGGUAAGUUUGUGUUCCCCACAGAGGACAAGCGAAUGAAAGCGCUACUCGAUGCAAAGUACAAGAUCUUCCGGGAAGCCAUAGUGGUUCAGAGAAAGUGGAGGAAUAUAGUGAAGGAAGCAAUAGCAUCAUGA